AUGAGCGGGAAGGGCAAGGCCACAGAAAAGAAAAGGCCCAGGGGAGCAGGAAGAGAGAAAGAGAGAAGAGGGAUCAGGGAUCUGUGGCUAAGAAGAGUUUCUCUCUUAAGCCCUCUAGGUCAGGAAGUCAGACAAAGCGCAGAGCAUGGAAAGGAGGCAGCAGAGCGUGGAAAGGAGGUGACGGCUGCCCAGAGUGUGAUCCUGGAGACGCAGGAGUUCAGCCCCAUGGGAGGGAGAGUGCACGCGGUGCUGGCCUCUGCCCUGCUGUACUUCACCCAGCUUCCGUGGGCAAGAUGUGAGGAGAACUGUGUCAGCCCUGAACAUUGCCUGACCACAGAUUGGGUCCAUCUCUGGUAUAUAUGCUCUCCCUCCCCCCUCCCCUCGCCAGCCCUGCAGUCAGUGUUUGGCCCCGCGGCUCGGAGGAUCCUGGCGGUGGCCCACUCCCACGGCUCCCUGGCCCAGCUGCCCUCCUCCGUGGACACCCUCCCAGGGUAUGAGGAAGCUCUUCACAUGAGUCGCUUCACUGUCGCAAGGUGUGGGCAGAAAGCGCCUGACCUACCCUCAGUGCCAGAAGAAAAGCAGCUGCCUCCAAUGGAGAAGGAGCCUCCUGGGGAACGCUCUUCAAACUGAUGGGAACUUUGGUUUUAGAAAUGGGGUUGGGGGUCUCCCCAGAGUUGGUAAAGAUAGACAAAUGGAUCGUUUUUUGCACCCAGUCAGAAGAUUUAGGAUGACAGCUAAACCUCAUUCAGUGGAAAACACAGUUUCCAACUCUUCAUUUCCAGCCACAUAUAUUUUCUGAUAUGGAAUGCUCUGCAAACUCUCGUUGUUUAUCCAGUACCAAAAUUUGCAACUAACCUCUAGCAAUGCUUCCCGAAGUUUCUUGAAUUCUUCAACUAUUGAGUUUCUUUAUCUAUAUGACACUGCAAGUUGCUCUUGUCUGCUAGCUCAUAGGUAGAAUACACUUGAGGAGAAAGACAGCCGUAAUCGUUAAUGUACCAAAUUCACUCUUCCUCUUCAGGGAACACCCACUUUUAUACUGAAUGACAGUGGUAACCUUGGACAUCAUGUAAUACCUAACUGGACAUCCGGCAUCCAGGGUGGGAUUGCAGGCACAGGCUGGGAGAACACGGUAUAUAGAGAAGUGCCAAAUACCCAGGUCCUUCUUUCACUCGGUGGUAUUGGACACUGCACAGAGUGCAGUAACAGUUCCAUUCAGUUUUCUGUUCCUCUGCCCUGUGAACGCACAUAUGCACACACGCGUGUGGGCACACACACGCACCCUUUUCUAACACUGAAAGAAUAGCAUUGCUUUGCUGCUUUCCUUUGACCACUUCAAGUGCCUAGUGACAGCCACUAGUCUCUAGUGGUGGCCUUCACUGCCACCUAGUGGAGUGGUGAUAGAAAUGCAUUCUCCUCUUGGAGCCUGUCUGCACACCUCUCCAGUUCCUUGGUUAACUGAACCACGCCUGGGUGAGAUUCUUCCCAAGGCACCAUCCGGUUGUGUAAUGUUAAGCUGUCCAACUGACAUACCACCUCCAAAAUGUACUGCUGUUGGAAAACUGAGGACAUGAAUUAUAUUUGAUGAACAACUACUCACCAGUGACCUUAGAUAACUCAAUGAAAUCUUUAAGCACAGUUUUCUCAUCUGUAAGAUAGGCAGGUGAUAAUAACACCUUAUACGUUUGUUGUGAGGCUCUAAUAAACUAAGUAUAUAUGACAAGA
Miniopterus natalensis is the source of this 1722-nucleotide messenger RNA. NCBI's taxonomy places the organism in Eukaryota, Metazoa, Chordata, Mammalia, Chiroptera, Miniopteridae. The record is from RefSeq and is a predicted model, not a curated record.